Molecule: messenger RNA, 600 nt
Organism: Postia placenta MAD-698-R-SB12
Lineage: Eukaryota; Fungi; Basidiomycota; Agaricomycetes; Polyporales; Adustoporiaceae
Exons: 8
Coding region: 1-600 (199 amino acids)
Cellular component (GO): mitochondrion; membrane; cytoplasm
Source: RefSeq, a predicted model, not a curated record
AUGGCGUCCUUCCUCGCAGCAUUCAACGCAUCUCUCAUCCGGAGACCCAUGCUCACGCAGUGCGCCGCCUCCGGCGUCAUGUUCGGGAUCGGCGACGUGCUCGCCCAGCAGGCGUUCGAGAAAAAGGGCAGGGAUCACGAUUUUGUCCGCACCGCGCGCACAGCGUUCUACGGAGGCUGUCUCUUCGGGCCUCUCCUCACCAAGUGGCUCGGACUCUUGAACCGGAUACAGGUCAAGUCGCCCGUCAAGUCCGUCAUCUACAAAGUCUACCUUGACCAGACGGUCUUCACGCCCGCUGUGAUCGGGUUCUUCUUCGGCUCCAUGACGCUCAUGGAGGGCAAGUCCAUCGCAGCCGCGCAGGAGCGCAUCGCCCAGUCAUACGUGCCCACCCUGCUGCGUAACUGGUGUGUCUUCGUGCCCACGCAAGUCAUCAACUUCGCAUUCGUUCCCGCGCACCUGCGCUUCUUCACCAUCGGCGUGGUCGCGCUCUUCUGGAAUGCAUAUCUCAGCGCGGUCAACGCUAGAAACGCACCAGCUGCGGAGAGCCUGGUCGCCAAUGUCAACGACACAAUAACUACCGCCGAGCUCAAGGCGUUCUAG